AGUUGCAGACAUUAAGUACAGUCUUCUGGUGAAGUGUUUAGACACUGAAAAUAUCUAUUUGAAUAUGAAGAUUGAUAUCCAUAAUCAUAUUUUACCAAAGGAAUGGCCCGAUCUUAAACAGAGAUAUGGCUAUCAAGGAUGGGUCCAACUACAUCACAAUUGCAAAGGUGAAGCCAUUAUGAUGAAGGAUGAUAAGGUUUUCCGUGUGAUACAAGAUACCUGCUGGGAUCCAGAGGUGCGCAUUCGAGACAUGGACAGAUCAGGAGUGACGGUGCAGGCUCUUUCCACUGUCCCUGUGAUGUUCAGUUACUGGGCAAAAGCCCAGGACACGCUGGAUUUGUGCCACAUUUUGAACAAUGACCUGGCAGCCACAGUGCGAAAACACCCCAAAAGAUUUGUGGGCUUUGGCACCUUGCCAAUGCAGGCGCCGGACUUAGCAGUGCAGGAAAUGCAUCGCUGCGUGAAAGAACUUGGGUUUCCUGGUGUGCAGAUAGGUUCUCAUAUCAACGACUGGGAUUUGAAUACACCAGAGUUGUACCCAUUUUAUGCUGCCGCUGAAGAGCUGAAGUGUUCUUUGUUUGUUCAUCCAUGGGACAUGCAGACUGAUGGAAGAAUGUCCAAAUACUGGCUUCCCUGGCUGGUAGGAAUGCCUGCAGAAACCACAACAGCCAUAUGCUCAAUGAUCUUUGGGGGAGUGCUGGAAAAAUUCCCCAAGCUUAAAGUGUGUUUUGCUCAUGGAGGCGGCUCAUUCCCUUUUACCAUCGGGAGAAUUGAACACGGAUUUCAAGUCCGUCCAGAUUUGUGCGCUGUGGAUAAUAAGACCAGCCCCAAGAAAUACCUUGGCUCUUUUUACACUGACUCCCUUGUCCAUGAUCCACACGCUUUGAAGCUCCUUGUGGAUGUGAUUGGGGAGGGUAAUGUGCUGUUGGGGUCAGACUAUCCAUUUCCACUCGGUGAACAGGAGCCAGGAUCACUGAUAGACUCGAUGAAAGAAUUUGACAGUGCUCUUAAGAAUAAGAUUUUAGCCAGCAAUGCUCUGGAGUUUUUGGGACUGAACAGAAAACAGUUUGAAUGACUGAAGAAACCUGAUCUGUGGGUUUAAAAGAACUACAUGAUCACAAACUCAAUGUUUGACUGAAUAUAACCCCUGAAUUUAUGGUAAAGCGAAUUCUUUAUAAUGUGAAAAGGAUAGAAAUUGCAGUAUUAUCUGAAUUAUAUUGUUUUAAUUUAAGCUGCAGAGAAUAGUUACAUCUUACUUUUUUUCUAUACAGUAUAUGCUGUAUUUUAUUUAUUGAAGAAUGAAAAUACUUAAUAUUAAUGUUUAAUAGAUUUAUGUGCAUAGUAAUUAUUAAGGUACCUUUAAAAGCUAUUUUACAAAAAGUCUUAAGGGGGGCUUGCUAUUUUCUUCCCUGGAUAAAUAAAGUUAAUUUGUAUAAUG
This is a messenger RNA of Polyodon spathula (Mississippi paddlefish), 1438 nucleotides long. RefSeq names its product aminocarboxymuconate semialdehyde decarboxylase (gene acmsd). Gene Ontology annotation, molecular function: carboxy-lyase activity; hydrolase activity. The transcript is spliced from 10 exons. The coding region runs from base 65 to 1075 and encodes 336 amino acids. Gene Ontology annotation, biological process: secondary metabolic process. The record is from RefSeq and is a predicted model, not a curated record. Lineage: Eukaryota; Metazoa; Chordata; Actinopteri; Acipenseriformes; Polyodontidae. Gene Ontology annotation, cellular component: cytoplasm; cytosol.